Eublepharis macularius is the source of this 1345-nucleotide messenger RNA. RefSeq names its product surfactant protein B (gene SFTPB). Gene Ontology annotation, cellular component: lysosome. Bases 23 to 1201 code for a protein of 392 amino acids. NCBI's taxonomy places the organism in Eukaryota, Metazoa, Chordata, Lepidosauria, Squamata, Eublepharidae. The transcript has 11 exons. The record is from RefSeq and is a predicted model, not a curated record. Gene Ontology annotation, biological process: sphingolipid metabolic process.
CAUUUGAAUAUCAAAGCACAACAUGGUCGUGUUGCAACUGCUUCUACUCACCCUACUCUGGGGGGGCUCAGCCCUGGCCAAUGAGAUCUCCAUUCAUCCUCAAUGUGCCAAAGGUCCUACAUACUGGUGUAAGAACUUAAUGACGGCCAUCCAGUGUGGCACCUUGCAACACUGCGUGCAGGCAGGUUGGAACUGGACCACCAACGAAGAUAUGUGCACAGACUGUGAGCAGAUUGUCACCAUCCUCAUGCGCAUGGCCAAGGAGUCAGCCUUUAAGGAGGCCAUCCAGAAGUACCUGGAGCAUGAAUGUACCACCUUGCCACUGCAGACGCUGAUCCCACGUUGCCAGACACUGGUGGAUACAUACUUCGCCCUCUUCAUUUCCACUAUGGAAGGACAGAUCAAGCCCAGCUCUGUCUGCACAAAAUUGGGCCUCUGCCACUCUGAGCCAAUAGCGAGCGAGAACACCUUUGACGAGCUGGUUCCAGUGGUGGAGCAGUUCUUUCAGCUACUGCAAGGCAAAGCUCUCAUCACACCCAACAGCCAGACCCAGGCAAAACCAGGGGAGGAGCUGCCCAUCCCCCUGCCUCUUUGUUGGAUGUGCAGAUCUUUUGUGGGCAGGAUUGAAUCCACCCUCCCAAAGGGAGCGAUUGCCAAGUCCCUGUCUCAACUCUGCCGGAUUCUGCCAGCAGCCAUUGCUGGAAUGUGCCAGUGUUUGAUGGAGAAAUAUACCGUGAUCAUUGUUGACCUGAUCCUGGGCAAACUGGGGCCACGCCUGAUCUGCGGGAUGAUGCUCAUGUGUGCUACAGAGGAAAACUGUGGUCCAGAGAUGAGUCCAGGGUUGCUCCCUUGCCAGGCCUGUCUCGCUAUCAGCAGCCAGGUGAAGCUGUCCCUCAAGGCCAACACCACCCAAACUGAAAUAGAGGCAGCCUUGCUUAGCACCUGUAGCAGCACCUAUUCAGACUGGCAAAAAGAGUGUGAAAGCUUCGUCUACCAGCACCAGUCAAAGUUGGCCACUCUGCUCACAAAACCUUGGAGCUCCCAGACAACAUGUCAGGAACUGGGUGCCUGUGUGGCUGAGGGGGGAUCAUUUUCCGGAAACACAGCAUGUGCCCAGGGCCCUACGUACUGGUGCUCCAGCUUGAGCGCUGCUGAGCAAUGCAAGGCGGUACAGCAUUGCCAGGCUCACGUGUGGAUGUAGCCAGAUAAGGAACCAAAUGGUGCUGGAACAAGCUCCUGCCCUCUGACCCAGUUGUUUGCAUCCUUCCUGCUUAUUGAUCAUUGAGGGGAAGUAGAAUGUAAGAGUGUCUCAUACCCUUGAAUAUUAAAACUCAUCCCAACAUGA